Messenger RNA from Salvia miltiorrhiza (redroot sage), 1522 nucleotides. Its product is annotated as protein trichome birefringence-like 28. Gene Ontology annotation, molecular function: O-acetyltransferase activity. The transcript has 5 exons. Gene Ontology annotation, cellular component: Golgi apparatus. NCBI's taxonomy places the organism in Eukaryota, Viridiplantae, Streptophyta, Magnoliopsida, Lamiales, Lamiaceae. The record is from RefSeq and is a predicted model, not a curated record. The coding region runs from base 45 to 1385 and encodes 446 amino acids.
CUCUUUAAUUAGUAAACUCCUCACACAAUUAAACCCAAGAAAUAAUGAAUGAAGAGAUAAGUCAUAAGUCUCCACACAUUUUUUCCCUCCACGAGAAAAUAAAGCACAUCUCCAUGAACGACAAGAAAAAAGAUUAUUCCCAAAGAAAAUGCAAGAAUUCCUCUCUCAUCCUCUCUCUCUUCUCCCUCUCUCUCUUCGCCCUCGUCUUAUUCACCAAAGACAUAGCUUUCAUAGCCCAAAUCACCCUCAAAUGGCAAGAGAUUCACGUUCUUGGUGGAGAUCAAGAACAAACUACUCAAACCCUAGAAGAAGAUGGGAUUGAAUUGCCUCCAAAAUCGUGUGAUUUGUCAAAGGGAAAAUGGGUUUUUGAUAACAUCACAAGGCCUUUAUACAAAGAGGAGAAAUGUGAGUUCUUGACAGCUCAAGUGACAUGUAUUAGAAAUGGAAGAGAGAAUUUGUUGUUUCAAAAUUGGAGAUGGCAGCCCAACGAAUGUUCUUUGCCCAAGUUUGAUGCAAAAAUAAUUUUGGAGAAGCUAAGGGGGAAGAAGCUUAUGUUUGUGGGAGAUUCGGUAAACCGGAAUCAAUGGGAGUCGAUGGUUUGCUUGCUCCACACCGGAAUUGCUCCGGGCAGGGCAACUUGGACCGUGGGGGCCCCACUCUCCGUUUUCUUUAUUCAGGAUUAUAACGCGACGGUCGAAUUUUACUGGGCUCCAUUUCUAGUAGAAUCAAAUUCGGAUGAUCCAAGAAACCACAGCAUUUCCCAAAGAAUUAUAAUGCCUGAAUCCAUUUCCAAGCAUGGAAUCCAUUGGAAGGCUGCAGACUUUCUUGUCUUCAACACCUACAUAUGGUGGAUGAAUAAUCACACCAUCAAAGUCUUACGAGGAUCGUUGGAUCAAGAAUCAGCAGGAUAUGAUGAGGUAGAACGGUCUGCAGCAUAUGAAAGAGUUAUGACAACAUGGGCUGAUUGGCUAAUUGACAACGUUAAUCACACUCGCACUGCAUCCUACUUCAUCACCAUGUCUCCAAUUCACUGGCAGAGCUCAUCCUGGAACAACCCAGAUGGGGUGAGAUGUGCUCGUGAGACGAUGCCAAUCUUGAACACAACAAUGGAACUAGACAUGGGGACAGACAGGCGGCUACUUGACGUUGUAAGAAACACAAUCAAGAGGAAGGGAGUCCCCGUGGAUCUGAUCGAUAUCACGACACUAUCAGAGUACAGAAAGGAUGCUCAUACCUCAGUGUACACUCUUCGUCAAGGUAGGCCUUUGACACCAGAACAGAAGGCUGAUCCUGCUGCGUUUGCUGAUUGUCUGCAUUGGUGCCUCCCUGGAGUGCCUGAUACAUGGAACGAGCUGCUCUACACACACAUAAUUUCAAGAUCAUGAGACCAAAGCUUCUGAUUUAUUACACAUCUACAUUUGAAAUUUCUUUCACCUCACCUGCUGAUGCAUACCUGUGCUGUAACGAGUCAAACCCGAACUUACUUAUAGAUGAUUGAAAAUAAAAUUGCAGUUUGAGAAUA